Messenger RNA from Pocillopora damicornis (cauliflower coral), 2131 nucleotides. RefSeq names its product xaa-Pro aminopeptidase 1. NCBI's taxonomy places the organism in Eukaryota, Metazoa, Cnidaria, Anthozoa, Scleractinia, Pocilloporidae. Gene Ontology annotation, molecular function: metalloaminopeptidase activity. The record is from RefSeq and is a predicted model, not a curated record.
ACGAAAGCGGACAAAUUAAAGAACUAAGAUUUGUUGUCGUUGUGAAGAUUUUUGUUAGAAACAUGGGUAAACCAACUGGACAUCUCUUGCGUCAACUGAGGUCUCUGAUGAAGAAUAAGCAUCAUUUACCUGAAGCGAUUCAAGCUUACAUCAUCCCAUCUGAAGAUGCGCAUCAGAAUGAAUAUUUAGCAUCAUGUGACCUAAGAAGAGAAUUUAUCAGUGGCUUUAGUGGCUCAGCAGGGACUGCAAUUGUCACAGAAACUAAAGCAGCACUAUGGACAGAUGGGAGAUAUCAUUUACAGGCAGAAAAACAACUGGAUGUAAACUGGACGUUAAUGAGGGAUGGGUUAUCUGAAACUCCAACUCAGGAAGACUGGCUGAUUCAGGAAUUACCCAGUGGAUCAAAGAUUGGUGUUGAUCCAUGGGUUAUUACACAUGGAAAAUGGGCCAAAAUGUCUCAGAGUCUGUCAGCAGCAGGACUGUUAUUAGUAUAUGCAGAGAAGAAUCUGGUUGAUCUGGUGUGGGCAGAUCACAAUCGACCUGACCCACCCUUUGAGGGGUUGAUGGUAUUGGGCAUCUCAUUCACUGGAAAAACCUGGCAAGAAAAAGUAAAACAUGUGCGAGGAACAAUGAAAAAGAGGAAGGCUGAUGCACUAGUGGUGACUGCCCUGGAUGAAAUUGCAUGGUUGUUUAACUUGCGAGGCUCUGAUGUGACUUUUAAUCCUGUGUUCUUUGCUUAUGCCAUAAUCACUCAAGAUGAAGUAAGUUUGUUUAUUGAUGAUUCCAAACUUAACAAAGCUGUAUCUAAACACCUCGGCUUGGACAGUGAAAACGACAACAAUCAGACCAAAGUUACUGUAUGUCCAUAUGAGGGAAUAUCAGAUGCCGUCAAAGAAGCUGCUAAUAGUGGAGCUAGGAUUUGGAUUAGUUUGUCAUCCAGUGUUGCAUUAGUGAGGCUUGUCCCUAAGACUCAACUCAUCUCUGAUCCGUCGCCACUGGCUAGUAGCAAAGCAGUCAAGAAUGCAGUGGAAAUCGAGGGCAUGCGUGAAGCUCAUAUCAGAGAUGCCGUUGCCUUAUGUGAGUAUUUCUGUUGGCUGGAACAAAAGGUCCCUAAAGACGACCUCACAGAAGUCACAGGAGCAGCCAAACUAGAAGAAUUUAGAAGAGAGCAGGAAAACUUUGUAAGCCUGAGUUUUGAGACAAUCUCCGCUGUCGGUUCCAAUGGAGCAAUUAUCCAUUACAGACCAGCUGAGGAAACAGACCGUAUGAUUUCCAAAGAAGAGUUGUACUUAUGCGACUCUGGGGCUCAGUUCAAGGAUGGUACCACCGAUGUUACUCGCACGUGGCAUUUUGGUGAAUGUUUUACUCGUGUUCUGAAGGGACACAUUGCAUUGGCAAGAGCCGUCUUUCCCAACAAAACUACAGGUCAUAGACUAGAUACUUUAGCCCGCAUGUCCUUGUGGGACGCUGGAUUGGAUUACCUGCAUGGUACAGGGCAUGGGAUUGGCUCGUUUUUAAAUGUACAUGAAGGUCCACAGGGGAUCGGAUUCCGGAGCAGAGAGAAUGAAGCCCCUCUAGAAGCCGGCAUGAUGGUUACUGACGAGCCGGGUUACUAUGAAGACGGUGCUUUUGGAAUCCGUAUUGAAAAUGUGCUGCUUGUAAAACCGGUUGAACUGCAGGUAAAAAAUCCAUUAAAACUCGAAAAGCGCUCCAUCUUUCCAAUCCAAACCAAGCUUCUGAUGCCGUCUAUGUUAACAGAAGAAGAGGUUGAUUGGAUCAACUGGUAUCACGGCUUAUGUGCAGAGAAGGUUGGAUCAGCUCUGAGAGAACAGGGCCGUACAAGCGCAUUGAACUGGUUAAUAAAAGAGACAGUUGCUUUAGGUUGAAUGUCUAGGUGACUAAUUUGCAUAUGACAAGAGCUGACAACUGACAGCUGAUCAGUGAGUUAGCAGACAUUUAGUUCAUGUUCGCGUUACGUCUGUUUGUCCGCAGUAAGAUAAGCUUUGUCCCUUUCAACGGAAAGGCAACGUGAAGUAGUGCUACAAGAAGACAGCAACUACAACAACAAACAUCAACAACAACAACAACAAAACGAACAAUCUGAAAAUAGUAUUAAAAUUUUUAGUUUCAU